Carica papaya (papaya) is the source of this 619-nucleotide messenger RNA. RefSeq names its product histone H4. Lineage: Eukaryota; Viridiplantae; Streptophyta; Magnoliopsida; Brassicales; Caricaceae. Gene Ontology annotation, molecular function: structural constituent of chromatin; protein heterodimerization activity; DNA binding. Gene Ontology annotation, cellular component: nucleosome. The record is from RefSeq and is a predicted model, not a curated record.
ACACUGAGAAGUGAAAUCCCUAAGUCCAUCUGUCGCCAAAUUACCAGCAUAUCAUUUCAAUUUUCCUAAUCCGACAAUGUCCGGACGUGGAAAGGGAGGCAAGGGGCUCGGCAAGGGAGGAGCAAAGCGUCACCGCAAGGUACUUCGCGAUAACAUCCAGGGAAUCACCAAGCCCGCGAUCAGACGUCUGGCUAGAAGAGGUGGAGUUAAGCGAAUUAGCGGCCUGAUCUACGAGGAGACCAGAGGAGUCCUCAAGAUAUUCUUGGAAAAUGUGAUUCGCGACGCAGUGACUUAUACAGAGCACGCGAGAAGGAAGACCGUGACAGCCAUGGAUGUGGUCUAUGCUCUGAAGAGACAGGGCAGGACUUUGUACGGGUUUGGUGGUUGAUUUCUUCAUCUAAUUGUCUGUCAUUUGUGGUUCUAGCUUUAAUUAGUUUUAACCAGGUGAUACAAUAGGCUUAGAUUCAUGAUAUUGCGGUUUAAGUUGUAUAAAAUGACGACUUUGUUGUGGUUGGAUCUCAUGCUACUAAUCCAUAUAUCAGUGCAAGAAAUGUUAAUUUGCAACUUGUAAGCUUUUCAGAGUCAAUACAGAUUUCCGCCUACUGGUUAUUUUAAGUUA